Molecule: messenger RNA, 1109 nt
Organism: Calliphora vicina (urban bluebottle blowfly)
Lineage: Eukaryota; Metazoa; Arthropoda; Insecta; Diptera; Calliphoridae
Gene: mRpL44
Product: mitochondrial ribosomal protein L44
Exons: 3
Coding region: 80-1048 (322 amino acids)
Biological process (GO): RNA processing
Molecular function (GO): double-stranded RNA binding; ribonuclease III activity
Source: RefSeq, a predicted model, not a curated record
UAUUUAAUGUGUAGUGUAAAUUAAUGCGGUAGGGGUUUUCUUAAAAAUUUUAUAAUUUUUUUUAAAACAUAAAAUUAAAAUGUCGCUAUUAAGGUCAUCAAAUAAAAUUUUCCAAUUAAGUAAAUCAUUUACUCACGUCAAUACUUUAAUUCCUCACCGCACGUUUAAGAGAUGGGUUGCUCCUACUUUGCGUGAACUGAAUCGCCGGGCUAAGAAGUUGGGACCCCAAGAACCCUCUCCUCGAUCGCAAUUUGUUGAAUGGAAUUACAGAGCAGAACUAUUUGCCUUUGGCAAACGCUUGCAAGAAGAGUUCGAUAUGUCUUUGUUGAACACAGCUUUUACACAACAGUCUUACAUAGCCAAAGAAGAGGCAAAACAACGUGAAUUGGGCAUAGAGGAAGCGGAUAUACAAAUGCCCCAUAAUUUGGACUUGUCUAAAAGGGGAGCAGAUAUUGCCAAUGAAUAUGUAGAAGCUUUCCUAAAGUAUUCCCUACCUAAAGUACCCCUUGAGGGACAAAAAUCUAUUGCUUCCUUUCUGUUAAACACUGAAAUGCUGUCCAAUGUGGCAUUUAAUUUAGGCAUGAAGGAUUUAUUGCUGGACGCAGAAUAUCCUCCAUCUAAUGAGUCAAUGGCCCAGUCCCUAUUGGCGGUAAUUGGGGCACUUGAACAGAGCACCGGUGUGGAAAGAGCUUUUCUAUUUGUUCGCGACUUCAUAUGCACACAACUCAAUCAAAAAGAUAUAUUAGAUUUGUGGGCCAUAGAAAAUCCUAAUGAAUUGUUGAAGAAAGUUUGUAAAGAAAACAAGUUGGCUGCACCUGAGCCACGUCUUUUGGGAGACUGUGGCAAGAACACUGUUCUGGCCGCCUACCAUGUUGGUCUUUAUAGUGAUAAGAAAUUAAUAGGAAAAGGAUUUGGUGAAGACAUAGAUACAGCAGUUAAGACCGCUUCAUUGGAUGCUUUGCAAACGUUAUUUGGCAUACACGAUCACAUGAAACCUUUUAAUUACAAACUACAAGUUGAAAGUCAAACACAAAAAAUAAAUCAAUAAUAAAUAAAUCUGUUGUAUAAGUUGUUGUUAACAAUAUAAUAAACUCUUUAAUUUUAGUUAA